AUCUUCACAGAUGCACGACUUUCAAUUGACACCAAUCAAUAUACAAUGUCGUUUCUGCUGUGAGCUUCCAGAAGCGUGCGUGGAAAUUCACAAGGCUCAUGCAGAGCGCUCUCAUCGAUCCUUGAUUGACCUGGAUGUGGGCCAACCGAUUUUGCUCACCGCGGAUUCUCUCUUUGCGGAUUAAACGUGACCUCCGUACAGUCACAUCAUUCACCCUUCACCCUACAGCUUUCUGCACUUGGAUCCUUCCCGCUUCGUGCCGUAUGUCGACGGAAGCACGAGACGAGCCGAUCCCCAAACGUCGCAAAAUCUGCAACUCACCGAAGCUGCCCUCUGUAAAGCUCUUUUCAACCACGGCAUCCCCAGCAACAAUGAAUCAAACCACCCUGGAAUUGACCGAAGUCGAAACAAAGUUACGCCAGUUGCUCCUCGAUGUUGCUGCCUACAUUGACGAGAGUGUUGGCACUGGGCCCAUCGAGAGUGCAGUCAAGGUCCCUGAUGAACUCGCUCACGAAAAGGUUGUACUCCGCUUCACCGGAGGAUGGGUGCGAGACAAGCUGCUCGGCGUCGGUAGCCAGGACAUCGACGUUGCCAUCAAUAAGAUGACCGGAGAGCAUUUCGGAUUGAAGAUGCUGGAGUAUCUGGACAUCCCUGGGAACGCCGCCAAGUACGGCCUAGAAGAGAGAGCGGAGAGCCCAAAACCGAACGAGAGUGAUUCAAAGCCCAAAGCAGAGAAUGGGAAACCAAAGAAAGAGAACGGGAAGUCGGAAGCAAGGCAGAAGAGCAGGAAGGUUGGCAUCGGCUUGACCAAGAUCCAAGCGAACCCGGAUAAGUCCAAGAAUCUUGAGACAGCUACAACUAAGAUCAUGGGAAUCGACCUGGAUCUUGUCAAUCUACGAAAGGAAACCUACAACGAGGUCAGCCGGAACCCUGAAAUUGAGUUUGGAACGCCCGAAGAAGAUGCUAUGCGUCGCGACGCGACCGUGAACGCCAUGUUCUAUAAUCUGAAUACCUCCACCAUUGAGGAUUUCACGGGGCGCGGUUUCCAGGACAUGGAGGCAAAACUAAUACGGACGCCCUUGGAACCUUAUCAAACCUUCAAAGACGACCCCCUUCGCAUUUUGAGGCUCAUCAGGUUCGCAAGUCGCUUGGGUUAUACGAUAGACCCAGAAACGGAGCGCGCCAUGUCCAACGCGGAGAUAGGAGAGGUGCUCAGAAUAAAGAUCAGCCGCGAGCGGGUUGGCAUCGAACUGGAGAAGAUGCUCAAGGGACCAGAUCCUCUUCGAGCCAUGUCCCUCAUUGACCGUCUUGGCCUCUACCACACCAUCUUCACCGACCCUACCAGAGAGCUCGGAUCUGCCCCUGACCUGGCACACUUCUCGCCGGCUUAUAACUUCGUCCAUACAAUAACGUCUCAAGAGGCGUCUGAUGUUCCUUCCAUAAUCCCACAGACACUCGCUCGCGAUGCUGAUGAACGGUAUCUUGCGUGGAUUUGCGCCGCACUGAUGCCAUGGGCAGAUGCUCCCACAGUUCCUCACCAUAAACCCACUCAACGACCACACUAUGCUGCCUAUCUUGUUGCCCGCGAUGGCUUCAAGGCUCCAAAUAGGGUCUGCGAUGUCAUUUCGGCGUCUCUUCGACAUGGAGAAGAAAUUCGCCAAAUGGUGGACCGUUGCUACGACAAAAUCAAGCGACCUAAUGCAACAAAAGUAGCAGAUGCCGCGACUGCCAGGGACACCUUGGGUAUGGCUAUUCGCCGCUGGGGUGCUUCUUGGCGUACGCAGGUGCUUUUCAAUUUAAUCUACGAGGUAGUGUUGGGGUUUGUUUCACGGGACCGUCUCCUGGAUUCAUACGCCACCUUUCUGAACCAAGUGAUCAAAUACAACAUUCUCGAAGCCCACACCUUCCGACCUCUUCUCACAGGCACCGAGCUCGCCCAAGCUCUUAACACCAAACCUGGUCCCUGGAUGAAAGACGCCCUCGACGUCGUCAUGGCCUGGCAACUCCGCAACUCGGACGUGACCGACCCCACCGAGGCCAUCGCGGCCGUCAAAGCAAGCAAGGAGGGCGGCGAGUCAAAAACCAGUGAGCUCUCCUCUAGCCUUGCCACUCACUUCCUCACGCUUACCGUCCGACCUCUCUUCUCGCAGACAAAAUCUCCUCCUGAUAUCACGCCGGCGGGCCACAAAGCCCCGACUUUAGACCACACUUUCAGACAGCGUCACCACUGGGAGCCUGAGCCAUGGAAAGACACACACAAUGCAUAUGUUAUAGACCUUUUCCGCUGGACCCUUUCGAUCCUAGAUCCUAAAAGUAUAGAGCAGAAUUGGGCUCUCCUCAUUCCGCCAAUCCUCAAAAUGAUGGACGAUAUCUCCCUGCCUUGGAAGGCGAGAGGAGUCGCUCUCCUCACCCAGCUCCUCAAAUCCACACCUCCACCCCUCCUCGCCCGCACCGGCCUCGGCGCCCUUUUCGAAGACUCCCUCUUCCCACUCUUCACGUAUCUCCCUACUCUGACUCCAGAAGACGAAUCGUGCCAACUCCUAGACAACGCAUUGCCGGCCCUCCUGGCGCUGGGUGACGUCUUAUAUCCAUCUCCUGAUUCACCAUCGCCAUCGAAACCCUUCACAUUCACUCCACCCAACACCAAAACUCCUGAAGAACCGCCGUCCGCCCUCUCCACGCCCCUCGAGCGCUUCCUCGACCGCACACUCCGCCUCGCCAUCCUCGCGCCCCUCUCUCACGCCCACCCAUCCACGUACCCGCGUCUCGCUACAACUCUACUUCUCCAUCUCCCUGCUCUGAUAGAUAAAAUGGGUAUAAACGCCGUUAAACAUCUGCAGCCGCUAACCACGCUCCUCUCGAAUAUCCUCUUUGAACCCUUCGGGUUGGCGUAUCCCCCUCUCAUGGUUGCAGCGGCGCAGGGAUUGCAGAGGGUGGUGGCGAAUACGUGGCCUAGGGUGAGUGUGUAUAGGGGGGUAAUUGUUAAGGGGUGUGUGGGUGCUUGGGGAAGGUGUGUGGAGGAAGAGGGAGACGGAAAGGAGGGUGUGGAGGAAGUGAAGAGGGAGAUUAAAGAGUUGAUGGCGAUGGUGGAGGCGGUAUUGGAAGCGGAUGAAGAGACUAGGAAGGUGUGGAGGGGUGAGAAGGAGGAGUUGAUUAAGAUUGAUGAGACUCUGAAGGGCUUGUUUGAGAAGAGUAGGAGGGGUGGAUCUGAGCAGGGGCACUGAGGGCUGAGGUUGUAGGAUAGAGAGAGGAGUGAAGGGUCCUGAAUUAAGUAUGGCUGGGGUAUUCAG
This is a messenger RNA of Westerdykella ornata, 3290 nucleotides long. RefSeq names its product poly A polymerase C-terminal region-like protein. Gene Ontology annotation, molecular function: ATP:3'-cytidine-cytidine-tRNA adenylyltransferase activity; RNA binding. The record is from RefSeq and is a predicted model, not a curated record. Lineage: Eukaryota; Fungi; Ascomycota; Dothideomycetes; Pleosporales; Sporormiaceae. Bases 372 to 3224 code for a protein of 950 amino acids. The transcript is spliced from 2 exons. Gene Ontology annotation, biological process: tRNA 3'-terminal CCA addition.